Molecule: messenger RNA, 1817 nt
Organism: Peromyscus eremicus (cactus mouse)
Lineage: Eukaryota; Metazoa; Chordata; Mammalia; Rodentia; Cricetidae
Gene: Ppid
Product: peptidylprolyl isomerase D
Exons: 8
Coding region: 832-1662 (276 amino acids)
Biological process (GO): protein folding; protein peptidyl-prolyl isomerization
Molecular function (GO): peptidyl-prolyl cis-trans isomerase activity; protein binding
Source: RefSeq, a predicted model, not a curated record
GCUAAUAUAAAGAUUAUGUAUUUGAAAAUACUUGAAUUAAGACACCAAAACAAUACCUUUUGAGUGUGACCAGAUUGCUGUCUUCUCUCCCCCUGCCCCUCCUCCUCCUUCUGGUACUAGGGUCUUCUCUGCCAGACAAGUGCUCCCUUGCUCAGCUACCUUUCUUCCCAUUUCCCAUGUUGAAACUGGGUCUUGCCUAGUUGCUCAGGAUAGCCUUAAACUGUAGCCCAGGCAGGCCUUGAACUCCCAGUCCUUUUACUUACCCUCCUUAGGAGCUGGGAUUAUAAACCUGUGUUAGCAGGCCUGGUGUGGAUUAUGCUUUUCUUAGAAAAGAAAUCAUAUUCAUAAAUAAACAUUUCUAAGGGUGUGUGGUGCUGGGCAUGAAUGAGCUCAGGGUCUUGUGCAUGCUAGGCAAGUUCUCUACCACUUGAGCUACAUCCCAGUUCAGUAUGCAUCUUUAAUGUGGGAAGGAUUUAUCCAGUAACAGUUUUCUUUCUUAAGACAGGGUUUUACUGUGUAAUCCAGGGUGGUCUUGAAUUUACCAUCCUCCUGCAUUGCCUCCUGAGUGUUGGAAUGACAGAUAAACAUUACCAUACUUGGCCAGUAUGAUAUUUUGGCAAAAAUAAAGUACUUAUUUCACUACAGUCAGUUUUUAUAUGCUUCAGUUAAGCCAAUGAGUUUUUAAGCUGCCAUAUGGCAAAAUUGAUCCCAGGAAAAAAAUGUUCUCAUUAUUGUAAGGAUGGUAACUUGUGCAUCUUUAUCCUUGAAUUUGAAGAACAACAAAACCAUCGCUAAUAUCCAGGAUGUCAGGGGAUUUUCCACCUAGCGGAUAUGGUUAAUGUUCGGGGUGUAUUGCACCAUUCCCGUUUUAAGAACAGACAUCAUGAUCGAGAGGGUUUGCUGAGCAUGGCAAAUGCAGGCCCCAAUACAAACGGUUCUCAGUUCUUUAUCACAACAGUUCCAACUCCUCAUUUGGAUGGGAAACAUGUGAUAUUUGGUCAAGUCAUUAAAGGACUAGGUGUGGCAAGGAUGCUUGAAAAUGUAGAAGUGAAUGGCGAAAAACCUGCCAAACCGUGUGUUAUUGCAGACUGUGGAGAACUCAAAGACGGGGAUGACUGGGGAAUAUUCCCCCGAGACGGCUCUGGUGACAGUCAUCCAGAUUUCCCUGAGGAUGCAGACAUAGACCUCAAAGAUGUAGAUAAAAUUUUAUUAAUAUCUGAAGACUUAAAAAACAUUGGAAAUACUUUUUUCAAGUCUCAGAACUGGGAGAUGGCUAUUAAAAAAUAUGCAAAGGUUUUAAGAUACGUGGACAGUUCAAAGGCUGUGAUUGAGAAAGCAGAUACAGCCAGACUGCAACCUAUAGCCUUAAGCUGUGUACUAAAUAUUGGUGCUUGUAAAUUGAAGAUGUCAAAUUGGCAGGGAGCAAUUGACAGUUGUUUGGAGGCUCUUGAAAUGGACCCAUCAAAUACCAAAGCACUAUACCGCAAAGCACAAGGAUGGCAAGGAUUAAAAGAAUAUGAUCAAGCAUUGGCUGAUCUUAAGAAGGCACAGGAGAUAGCCCCUGGAGAUAAAGCUAUCCAGGCAGAGUUGCUUAAAGUCAAACAAAUGAUAAAGGCACAGAAAGAUAAAGAGAAGGCGGUGUAUGCAAAAAUGUUUGCUUAAAAAUAAUUAAACUUUGCUUAAAUAUUAUACAUUAAUGAUAAUGUAAGUUACUGUCUACAUAUGAUCCCUGAAAUGUUUCUCUUGAUUUUUUGUCAUCAUUGUUUACGUAGAAGUACUGACAUAGGUUUCUUCUUAAUAAAGUGUUACAAAAUGCA